Molecule: messenger RNA, 489 nt
Organism: Protopolystoma xenopodis
Lineage: Eukaryota; Metazoa; Platyhelminthes; Monogenea; Polystomatidea; Polystomatidae
Source: the annotation of a GenBank genome assembly
AUGGCCUCUGAUUUGCUAUUCAAUGUCUCGAUAGUCAGUACUCCUGGGCAGCGCGCCCACCAAGCCAGCGUACUGGUUUGCGGCUCUCUUUCCAGUGACGAAGUUGGUGCUGCAGAAUCCCAUUCGACUCCCUCGUGGAUCGCAAUCACCGGUGGCUUCUUCCCGGACGAAGGUGACGCUAGUAAAGCUCAUAUUUUCGAAGAGUCAUUAGGUUCGGUAUCUGGGUCUCAGGUUGGCUCUUUGUCUGUCGACGACCAUUUAACUAGGGUAGCAUCGGACUGUACUGGUAUCGAGGUGCUUGGGCCGCCCAGUAUAGUUGGUGAUCUAAACUUGACAGCGAUGGAAAAAGAAAAUAAACACCGCUUGUUACGUUGGCGCGACAGCCGAGACAGAUUGAUCGAUAAGGCCCAAUGGAUCAUUCCUGCAUAUGGUUCGGCUUUCAGGGUGCAACCUGAGUUCUCGAAAACUCCAUGUAUCGAGCUCGCCUAA